UUUCUGAAAAUCAUUUCCUUUUUCAGAAUGGGAAAGGGUAAAGGAGAGAUGCAGUGAGGGGCUCCAGGGUUGGGCAAGGACUGAGCAAAGACGCAGUCGCGCGGUCAGAGGUGGCGACGCCAUCAGCCCCAGGAGGAGCGGCGCUCCGAUCACGCUGCACUCCGGGAGGCUGGAGCCCGAGGCCCAGGAAGGCGCUUGACCACCGGUCGAGGCCCGCGCCGCCUUCGGAGUUGGCGCAUAGCAGCCUCCGCAGGCAGGUCGGCUUCAGGUGCAAAACUGUGUGAGGGCGCCAAGCAGGAGCACGCCCCGCCACAUCCCCUGGUGCGGCUGCUCAGCACACCGAGCAUCUCGGGUGCGGGGGACUGGCUCGGCCCCGAAGAGCACUCCAACCCGUCUAAUCCGGCCACCGAGGUUAAACGUUUCCCCACCUCCGCGGCCACGGUACCCUCAGGGCCGGCUUGACCCUGAAGCCUAAGAGUCGGCUUUUCUGAUUGGCUGAGAGUACAAACGCAAGCGAGCGCUGACUGAGACCCGCUCUUUGAUUGGGUUUUAAAUGAACAGCAGAGCACGAAAUAAAGAGGCCUUCAGUCAUUGGGCCAUUGUGUGAAUCUCCUUUUGGCUUUCUCUGCCGCCUGAAUAAGCGUCUCAGGAUCUUCGUCAUGAGUCUUAAAUCUGGGCCUGUCAGUUCGCCCCAGCAUUACUCGUCUCUAAGCAGGGCAUGGGGUUUACGGAGUUCAACCAAUCAUAUGACGCCGAGAUCAGGUUGCCAGGCAGAUUAUGCUAAUAAGGCCCCGCCUUUUAUGCUGCUCCCACUCUGCGGCGGGAAGAACCACCUGGAGGUGGCGGGGGGGGUUUGAUUUCCAUCACCCCUAGGGAGAGAGGAUCGGGGACCCGCUGAUCUUCCAGCUCCCCUCACCCAACGUCGUGCUGAAGAAUCUGAAGCUCAGAGAGAGUAAACAAAUUGUCAAAAGCUCUAAGUGGCAGAUCCAAGAUUCUAAGCCAGGCUAUCCGACUCCAAAGCUUGCCCUGCUAGAAAUACAGCAAAUCUGAGUUCCUAUUCCAGUUGCUGUAGUGUUUAUGGAAACUAAUUUAAAGCAAGCUCAAGCAGCUCUCCUUUAAGUGGAGACUAAUUUCUAUGCAUGUUGCAGAGAGGUCUUUCUGUCCUUCAUGAACACGCGCGUGGUGGACAGAUGACUGUCCCCCACCCUGUGCUGUUCUAGGUGCCCUGGACGUGGAGCUGUCCAGUAGGGGGAAGGAUGGAUUCCAAAGAUGACAGCUCACACGUGUGGUCUACAUCUGCAGAACAUGAAGAGAAUGCUGCACAGGUGCACUUUGUUCCUGACGCUGGAACUGUGGCUCAGAUUGUCUACACCGAUGACCAGGUUCGUCCACCCCAGCAGGUGGUAUACACGGCAGAUGGUGCCUCCUACGCUUCAGUGGACGGUCCUGAGCAUACGCUGGUGUACAUCCAUCCUGUGGAAGCUGCACAGACUCUGUUUACAGACCCAGGGCAGGUAGCUUAUGUCCAGCAGGAUGCUACAGCUCAGCAGGCCUCAUUACCGGUGCAUAACCAGGUGUUACCUUCAAUUGAGGGUGUGGAUGGUUCAGACCCUUUGGCAACACUGCAGAACCCUAUGGGUAGACUGGAGGCCAAAGAGGAAGAGGAUGAGGAUGAGGACGAAGAUACUGAGGAAGAAGAGGAGGAGGAUGGUGAAGACACAGACCUGGAUGACUGGGAACCGGAUCCGCCUCGGCCCUUUGACCCGCAUGACUUAUGGUGUGAAGAGUGUAAUAACGCUCAUUCUUCAGUGUGCCCAAAGCAUGGCCCCUUGCAUCCAAUCCCCAAUCGGCCUGUGCUCACUAGAGCGCGAGCGAGCCUCCCCCUGGUCCUCUACAUCGACAGGUUCCUUGGAGGGGUGUUCUCCAAAAGGCGCAUUCCCAAGCGCACCCAGUUUGGCCCUGUGGAGGGACCCCUCGUCAGGGAGUCCGAGCUGAAAGACUGUUACAUUCAUCUGAAGGUUUCUCUUGAGAAAGGGGACAGAAAAGACAGGGAUUUGCAUGAAGACCUGUGGUUUGAAUUGUCUGAUGAGACCCUAUGUAACUGGAUGAUGUUCGUACGUCCAGCCCAGAAUCACCUGGAGCAGAACCUGGUGGCUUACCAAUAUGGCCACCAUGUGUAUUACACAACAAUAAAGAAUGUAGAACCCAAACAGGAACUGAAGGUGUGGUAUGCUGCAUCCUAUGCUGAGUUUGUGAACCAGAAAAUUCAUGACAUUUCUGAGGAAGAAAGGAAAGUUCUUCGCGAGCAGGAGAAGAAUUGGCCCUGCUACGAAUGUAACCGCCGAUUUAUAAGCUCGGAGCAGUUGCAGCAGCAUCUCAAUUCCCAUGAUGAAAAACUGGAUGUGUUUAGCAGAACAAGAGGCAGAGGAAGGGGACGAGGCAAGCGGCGAUUUGGCCCAGGUCGACGGCCAGGGCGCCCUCCAAAAUUUAUCCGCUUGGAAAUAACCAGCGAAAAUGGGGAAAAGUGUGAUGACACGACACAGGACUUGCUACAUUUUUCCACCAAGGAGCAGUUUGAUGAGGCUGAGCCAGCGACUCUGAACGGGCUGGAUCAACCAGAGCAGACUGCUCUCCCCAUCCCACAGCUGCCACAGGACACCCAGCCUUCUCUGGAGCAUGAGCCAGAGACUCACAGUCUGCAUCUGCAGCCCCAGCAUGAGGAGAGCGCGCUGCCCGCCCAGAGCACUCUGACGGCUGAUGACAUGCGCAGAGCCAAGCGUAUCCGAUUGGAGCUGCAGAAUGCAGCUCUUCAGCAUCUGUUUAUCCGGAAGUCCUUCCGGCCUUUUAAGUGUUUGCAAUGUGGGAAGGCCUUCCGUGAAAAGGACAAACUGGACCAACAUUUGCGCUUCCACGGGCGGGAGGGGAACUGCCCGCUGACCUGUGAUCUCUGUAACAAGGGCUUCAUCAGCAGUGCGUCCUUGGAGAGCCACAUGAAGCUCCAUUCAGAUCAGAAGACUUAUUCUUGCAUUUUUUGCCCAGAAUCCUUUGACCGCCUUGAUUUGUUGAAGGAUCAUGUGGCCAUUCAUAUCAAUGAUGGCUGUUUCACCUGCCCAACCUGUAAGAAACGAUUCCCAGAUUUUAUCCAGGUGAAAAAACACGUGCGAAGCUUCCACUCGGAAAAGAUCUACCAGUGUACAGAGUGCGACAAGGCCUUCUGUCGUCCUGACAAACUGCGUCUCCACAUGCUCCGACAUUCGGACCGCAAAGAUUUCCUGUGUUCCACAUGUGGAAAGCAAUUCAAGCGAAAAGACAAACUACGGGAACAUAUGCAGAGGAUGCAUAAUCCUGAGAGAGAGGCCAAGAAAGCCGACCGCAUCAGCCGCUCCAAGACGUUCAAGCCUCGUAUCACGUCCACGGACUACGACAGCUUCACGUUCAAGUGCCGCCUGUGUAUGAUGGGCUUCCGGAGACGGGGCAUGCUGGUAAAUCACUUAUCAAAGAGGCACCCAGACAUGAAGAUAGAAGAGGUGCCAGAGUUAACUCUGCCCAUCAUAAAACCCAACCGCGAUUACUUUUGUCAGUAUUGUGAUAAGGUUUAUAAAAGUGCCAGCAAGCGAAAAGCCCAUAUUCUGAAGAACCAUCCAGGGGCUGAGCUCCCACCAAGCAUUCGCAAACUCCGUCCAGCUGGCCCUGGAGAACCAGACCCCAUGCUGAGCACCCACACCCAACUCACUGGCACGAUCGCCACCCCUCCCGUCUGCUGCCCUCACUGCUCCAAACAGUACAGCAGCAAGACCAAGAUGGUACAACACAUUCGAAAGAAGCAUCCAGAGUAUGCCCAGCUCCCUAACACCUUACAUACACCACUGACAACAGCCGUGAUCAGUGCUACCCCAGCUGUGUUAACCACAGACAGUGCCACUGGAGAGACCGUGGUGACAACAGACCUCCUGACCCAAGCCAUGACAGAGCUGUCCCAGACGUUAACAACAGAUUACCGGACGCCGCAAGGGGACUACCAGAGAAUUCAGUAUAUUCCUGUGUCACAGUCUACAUCUGGUCUUCAGCAACCGCAGCAUAUACAGCUGCAGGUGGUGCAAGUAGCUCCGGCCACGUCCCCUCACCAGUCUCAGCAGUCCACCGUGGACGUCGGCCAGCUCCACGAUCCUCAGACCUAUGCCCAGCAUGCCAUCCAGGUGCAGCACAUCCAAGUCACAGAGCCCACUGCCCCUGCUUCAUCGUCAUCCCAGGUAUCUGGGCAGCCCUUGAGCCCUGCCUCCCAGCAGUCCCAGCAAGGGCUCAGUCCCUCCCAUAUACAAGGCAGUUCCUCCACACCCGGCCAGGCUCUCCAGCAGCAGCAGCAGGGCUCCUCUGUACAACACACCUACCUACCCAACGCUUGGAAUUCUUUCCGUGGCUACUCAUCAGAGAUUCAAAUGAUGACGCUUCCCCCAGGUCAGUUUGUGAUUACAGACAGCAGUGUGGCCACUCCUGUCACCACUGGCCAAGUGAAGGCAGUUACGCCGAGUCAUUAUGUGUUAUCAGAAGGUCAACCAGAAUUGGAGGAAAAGCAAGCUUCUGCUCUCUCUGCGGGAGUCCAGGUUCAGCCAGCCACACACGGUGACUUGGACCCCCAGACCACCAGCCAACAGCAGCCCACACAGUACAUCAUUACAGCCACCACCAACGGGAAUGGGAGCAGUGAAGUGCAUAUCACUAAACCUUAACUUCCACCCUGGAGCUAGAAUCCAGCAGUCACAUCAUGUCUUUUCUCAUUCAGAAGUCUGAAAGCUUCCAACAGUUGGAACUCUUUUUUAAGAUUUAUCAUUCACUCAAGAAUUUGGAAACCACAGUUUUGACACUGUACACACCCCAGGGCUUCUUUUAUCAAGGUCAUCUUUACCAAAAUGACUCUUCAAACCCUAGGAACUUCUGCCAUGGAAUGGAGACCUUUAAGCGGAAAGUGGAUUUCAAGGUGGAGAGACUUUGCCUUGCUCUUGAGUUGUUUUUUUUUAAUACAUUGGUGGGCCUUACUUUUCCUUUGUGGAAAUAUUAAGUGGUGUAUCACGUUUGUACCAAAGGUGGAGAAAGGAUGUGCCAAGUUCAUGGCCACUGGACUUCUUAAUUCUGCGCCGUGGCACCAUAGGAGAGGGGCAUUUCAUUAGGUCAGAACUGCUUCAUCUUCUGAGUUUGCAUUUUCAGUAAUUUAACAAAGGGAUCCUAUUGAAUAUGAAAAUAAAAAUGAUGAAUAGGUUUGACAGUGAUGUUCUGAAGGAAAAAUUGUUGUCUAGAUUUUUCUUAUUGCUGAUCAAAACAAAACAAAACAAAACAAAACAAAACAAAACAAAACGACUUGCCUCUUUGGGAAAACUGUUGGCAGGCCAUUACUGGUAGUGCUUUGCACAGAUGCUGGCCUUCAGCAGCUUAGGCCAGAACCUCCUGUUCUGAUAGAAGUUACUUUCUUAGUCUACAAUGGUAGACUCCCUGUAAGAGAAAAGGUUUGUUUGAUGUCAGCAGAAUUUGAACUCCUACAUUAAAGCUUUGCCUCCUGUUCUCUGGUUGUGGUGUAUUAAAAAGGAGGCAUUCAAGAUACCGGUACCAAGAAAAAUUACUAAGAUAAUUAUGUAUAGAUAAAGUGGAAAGCACUGAAGCCUUGUCCUGCCUUGCAGGAUCCAUUUACCAUUCACUGGUGAAGGAUGAAUUCCUUGAUCUUACCAGGUGUACAUUCAACUCACAUCAUUCAGUGUAUUUUAAUACUUCUCAUGCUGUCUUAAAAUGAACAUUCUUUAAGGUUGGAUGGAAAAGUGGCCCUCCUUAUUUCUUAACACUUUUAACUUCUGCAUAUUAUAACUCAUCUGGACCUUUUGAUAAGAUGACCACCUUCACACUUAGGGGAAAAAUAGAAAUAUUGGGACCAUUUAUAUGUCAAGGCAAUUAUAAGGGAUAUGGAAGAAAUCUAAUCUUUAUGUAUCUUACACUGUCAUUUGGGAGAGGGAAAAAAUCUGCUCAGUGACAGUUUUGUUUUCUUUUUUUUUUUUUACAUGUCUUCCUGUUUGCAGUCUUGUUAACUAUGAAUUCAAUGGAGAGAAAGUAUUUCCCUUCUUUUUACUGUACAUUCCAAUUGUACACAUAAAACAUCACAGAAAUCAGAAGGUAUUUUAACAACUUUUUGUGACAUACUAACGCAUUUUUAGAGUACUUAUUGUGUGAUAGAACUUACCACUCCAGAAUAGAAAGACCUAACUUCAAUUUCAAAUGAAGUUAGCUAAUCUAUUUUAUUUACAUUUCUGGGUAAAAACUCAUUCUGUAAAUUAAAAGUAUAGGCUUCAUCACAGUAAAGAUACCUUCCUGGAAAGGAAACAAUUCUGUUGAAAUAACUUUACUAAUAUGUAGAUUUUGCACUUUAUUUUUGAGACCUCAUCCAUUCAGUUAUCCCUGAAAAUUUGGGCACUAAGAGAAUAUGAGAAAGUUACUUGAUAAAUGUGUAGGAACUAGGGAUGGACUCUAUCUUUGGUAACAAAGAGGUAAUGUCGAUGUUUUCAAUAGAAAAUAUUGACCCUGAGUCACAAAACAGAGACUCUGGGUCCCAAAGUCCCACAGUGUAAUGAUUGUAAAUAUCUUAGUGUCCGAUCUAGAAAGACUAGGUGAGGAAUAUUAGACUUUGCCAAAGGUCCAGUUUAAUUUUUACACCUUAAAUUUGGCCCUGUUGGGUCCUUUUUAAUUUGAACCAGCAAGGUACCUCCCCUUCCCUCAGGAAUAACUUAUUGAUUAAAAUAGAAAUCUGUCACUGAACGGAAUGUUCAUUUUAUGCCAGUUAUUUCAAGUUGUAAAAUACACAGAAGAAAAUACUUUGGAAGGACCUCUCUGUUUCUUUGCCAUCUAAGUUUUUUUUUUUUAAUUUUAAUCUUAAUUUUUUUUUACUUUUUUUUGUCCUUAUGUGGAGUAAGUAAAGGAUCUGAAACUAUUUUGUAUCAACCUGAGAUGCAGGUGGCGGUAAAGCCAAACAACACUUCAAGAUUAGGUAUUCUGCACGUUCAUUCCAAGUUGACAGAUUUUCAAAAGGACUUGGAUUUGAAGAGAUGGUAGAUUAAAGCCAUCUGAAGACCAAUAUAUGGGGGAAAAAUGUGUGUAGCCAAUGUUUAUAUUGUGGCCUCUCUUCAGACGCAUUGGCACUCUAAACUUCAAUCAGUGCAGUGUGAAAAUUUCAGAGUAGGUUACGUAUAGAUUUUACAUUUUUAUUGUUUGAUUUGUGCCCACAUAAAUAGACAUUUCAUCAUGUAAAAUUCCUAUUAUUCUGGAAAAACCUAUUGUUUUGAUCUUGAAUUGUUUUCUGAUUUGGAAUUAUCCUUUCAAAAAACUCUAAAGAUAUCUAGGGCUAAAAAGCACUUCAUGAGAUGCUAAAGCUGACCCACAGGUUGAAAAUGUUGACCCUAUCCUGUUAUUUAAAUGUGAACAUUUAUUGUACAUUCAGUGAGUUAUAGUGUUAAUAGUCUUGUGCUACUCAGCAGGUGUAAAAAUUAAUAAAUAUUUUUUUUAAUAAACAUC
This is a messenger RNA of Felis catus (domestic cat), 7545 nucleotides long. RefSeq names its product PR/SET domain 10 (gene PRDM10). Lineage: Eukaryota; Metazoa; Chordata; Mammalia; Carnivora; Felidae. Gene Ontology annotation, molecular function: histone deacetylase binding; DNA-binding transcription factor activity; RNA polymerase II cis-regulatory region sequence-specific DNA binding. The coding region runs from base 1257 to 4727 and encodes 1156 amino acids. Gene Ontology annotation, biological process: regulation of transcription by RNA polymerase II; cell fate commitment. Gene Ontology annotation, cellular component: cytoplasm; nucleus. The transcript is spliced from 24 exons. The record is from RefSeq and is a predicted model, not a curated record.